Molecule: messenger RNA, 429 nt
Organism: Penicillium verrucosum
Lineage: Eukaryota; Fungi; Ascomycota; Eurotiomycetes; Eurotiales; Aspergillaceae
Gene: nctB
Product: negative cofactor 2 transcription regulator complex subunit NCB2
Exons: 4
Coding region: 1-429 (142 amino acids)
Biological process (GO): RNA polymerase II preinitiation complex assembly; negative regulation of transcription by RNA polymerase II; positive regulation of transcription by RNA polymerase II
Cellular component (GO): negative cofactor 2 complex
Molecular function (GO): TBP-class protein binding; general transcription initiation factor activity; core promoter sequence-specific DNA binding
Source: RefSeq, a predicted model, not a curated record
AUGUCUGACCGAGAAUUCAACUCAAACGAUGACCUGUCGCUGCCCAAAGCGACGGUCCAGAAGAUUAUUACCGAGAUUCUACCACCUAGCUCCGGCCAAACCUUCUCCAAGGAUGCGCGUGACUUGCUUAUGGAAUGCUGUGUUGAAUUCAUCACCCUGAUCUCCUCUGAAGCGAACGAUAUCAGUGAGAAGGAGGCCAAGAAGACCAUCGCUUGUGAACAUGUGGAGAAGGCAUUACGGGAUCUCGGCUUCAGUGACUAUAUUGCCGAUGUACUCGCUGUUGCCGAAGAACACAAGCAGCAGCUGAAGUCACGAGAGAAGAAGCAGAGCAAGAUGGAGCAAAGUGGCCUGACAGAGGAGGAGCUUCUAAGGCAACAACAGGAGCUAUUCCGAUCAGCGACUGACAAAUACCAUGCGGUCCCAGAAUAG